Messenger RNA from Siniperca chuatsi (mandarin fish), 4836 nucleotides. RefSeq names its product matrilin-2-like. NCBI's taxonomy places the organism in Eukaryota, Metazoa, Chordata, Actinopteri, Centrarchiformes, Sinipercidae. Gene Ontology annotation, molecular function: calcium ion binding. The transcript is spliced from 23 exons. The record is from RefSeq and is a predicted model, not a curated record. Bases 20 to 3655 code for a protein of 1211 amino acids.
CUUCCUUCACUUCCUCCACAUGUCUCUGGAUUGGGCCUCUCGCUCCCCACGCCUCGUGGGCCGUGGACCAGAGCAUAUAAAGAGGCCACAGACAGCUGUGGCAGUGGACCGAAAACAACUGUGCGCGACUGAGGGCAACAUGACUUCAGCAAUGUGGGGACUGCUCUGUUUCAUUGGCGUCCUGGCGUCGGGAACUCUGGGAACUCUCCCACAGUUUGGGUCACACGACCGGCAGAUUCACUCAAUUAGGCCAUUAAUCCCGCGGGUGUCCCCGCAAGUCCCUCCGAGGGUCAAGCAGCCGUUUGAAGAUGCCAAAUCUAACGAACAAACCUCUGACGAAGAACCAAGUUCUGAAACCUUUCAAGAGGUCCAGCUGGGGGAUCACACAGCUACCGACAACCACCUGAAGCAGGGGAGACGCAGAACUGACGACGGAGCUGGUGGCACUAAUUCCAGGUUUUAUCGCUAUCAGCCCUCCCACCACCAGCCGCCAAAGAGAAGCCAGCCGCUCUCACAGCUGCAACGCACAGCUGCACCAUUUGCAUCCUGGCAGCCUGCUGGAGACUCGAGUGGCUCUCCUGCAUCCAUCAGAACGGCCGCAGCAACAAGGUCCAACUGCAGAAAUCGGCCUAUAGACUUGGUCUUCAUUAUAGACAGCUCCCGCAGUGUACGCCCCGCUGAGUUUGAAAAGGCCAAAGAGUUCCUGCAAGACAUGGUGGACAGCUUGGAGAUCGGCUCAGAUGCCACGCGAGUCGGCCUCGUCAAUUAUGCCAGCACAGUGCAGAUAGAGUUUCUGCUGAAGACGUAUUUUGACAAGUCUGCCCUGAAGCAGGCACUGGCCCGUGUUGAGCCCCUCGCUUCGGGCACCAUGACAGGCAUGGCCAUCAAGACUGCCAUGGAGAAAGCUUUCACCACGAAGGCAGGGGCCCGAGUUAGCUCCAUGAAUAUCGCCAAAGUAGCCAUCAUUGUGACAGACGGGAGGCCCCAGGACAAGGUAGAGGAUGUAUCAGCAGCAGCUCGGGCAUCUGGGAUCGAGAUCUACGCAGUGGGAGUAGACAGAGCUGAUAUGAUGUCCCUCCGCCUCAUGGCCAGCCACCCACAUGAUGACCAUGUCUUUUAUGUGGAGACCUAUGGUGUCAUAGAGAAGCUCACUUCCAAAUUUAGGGAAACCUUGUGUGGUAAGGAUGCUGAUAAUGGGAGUGCGGAUAUUCCAUUAGAUGGCCGAAUUGAUGAUUAUGGACUAGACCUAGAUGGCAGAAAAGACGGUAAUGGAAUAAAUAAUGAAAAUGACGAUAAAGGAAACAACGGUUUGGAUGCAUGUGCUCAGGGACACAAUUGCCAGCACAUUUGUGUCAACGAUGGCAACUCAUACAACUGCAAAUGUCGUGCGGGCUAUGUCUUGAACCCGGACGAGAAAACAUGCUCACGUUCGGAUGCAUGUGCCCAUGGACAUAACUGCCAGCAUAUUUGUAUCAACAAUGGUGACUCAUACAGCUGCAAGUGUCGAGUGGGAUAUGUGUUGAAUGCAGACCAGAAAACAUGCUCACGUUCAGAUGCAUGUGCCCAAGGACAUGACUGCCAACAUAUUUGUGUCAGCAAUGGUGACUCGUACAUCUGCAAAUGUCAAGAGGGAUAUGUGUUGAAUGCAGACCAGAAAACAUGCUCACGUUUGGAUUCAUGUUCCCAGGAACAUGACUGCCAGCAUAUUUGUGUCAGCACUGAUAAUUCAUACAUCUGUAAAUGUCGAAUGGGAUAUGUGUUGAAUGCAGACCAGAAAACAUGCUCACGUAAGAACCUGGACCUUUCAGAGUUGGAUGCAUGUGCCCAGGGACAUGACUGCCACCAUAUUUGUGUCAAAAAUGGCGAUUCUUACCUUUGUAUGUGUCACGAGGGAUAUGUGUUGAACGCAGACAAGAAAACAUGCUCACGUUCACCUACAUGUGCCCAGGGAAAUGACUGCCAGCAUGUUUGUGUAAACACUGAUGAUUCUUACAUCUGCAAGUGUCAUUUGGGAUAUGUAUUGAAUGCCGACCAGAAAACAUGCUCACGUUCUGCUUCUUGUCUUCAUGGACAUGAUUGCCAGCACAUUUGUGAAAACGAUGAUGACUCGUACAUCUGCAAGUGUCGAGCGGGAUAUAAGUUAAAUGCAGACCAAAAAACAUGCUCACGUUCAGAUACUUGUGCUCAGGGACAUGACUGCCAACAUAUUUGUGUCAGCAAUGGUGACUCGUACGUCUGCAAAUGUCAAGUGGGAUAUGUGUUGAAUGCAGACCAGAAAACAUGCUCACGUUCGGAUGCAUGUGCCCAGGGACAUGACUGCCAGCAUAUUUGUGUCAAAAAUGGCGAUUCUCACCUUUGCAUGUGUCAUGAGGAAUAUGUGUUGAAUGCAGACCAGAAAACAUGCUCACGUUCUGAUCCAUGUGCCCAUGGACAUGAUUGCCAGCACAUUUGUAUAAACAGUGAUGAUUCGUACAUCUGCAAGUGUCGAGUGGGAUAUAUUUUGAAUCCAGACAAGAAAACAUGCUCACGUUCAGACAGAUGUGCCCAGGAACAUGACUGCCAGCAUAUUUGUGUCAGCACUGAUGAAUCGUUUGUCUGCAAGUGUCAAAUGGGAUAUGUGUUGAAUGCAGACCAGAAAACAUGCUCACGAUCGGAUGCAUGUGCCCAGGGACAUGACUGCCAACACAUUUGCGUCAACAGUGAUGACUCGUAUAUCUGCAAGUGUCGUGUGGGAUAUGUAUUGAAUGCAGACCAGAAAACAUGCUCACGUUCAGGUUCGGAUCCAUGUGCCCAUGGACAUGACUGCCAACAUAUUUGUGUCAAAAAUGGCAAUUCUCACCUUUGCAUGUGUCAUGAGGAAUAUGUGUUGAAUGCAGACCAGAAAACAUGCUCACGUUCUGAUCCAUGUGCCCAUGGACAUGAUUGCCAGCACAUUUGUAUAAACAGUGAUGAUUCGUACAUCUGCAAGUGUCGAGUGGGAUAUAUUUUGAAUCCAGACAAGAAAACAUGCUCACGUUCAGACAGAUGUGCCCAGGAACAUGACUGCCAACAUAUUUGUGUCAGCACUGAUGAAUCGUUUGUCUGCAAGUGUCAAAUGGGAUAUGUGUUGAAUGCAGACCAGAAAACAUGCUCACGAUCGGAUGCAUGUGCCCAGGGACAUGACUGCCAACACAUUUGCGUCAACAGUGAUGACUCGUAUAUCUGCAAAUGUCAUGUGGGAUAUGUAUUGAAUGCAGACCAGAAAACAUGCUCACGUUCAGGUUCGGAUCCAUGUGCCCAGGGACAUGACUGCCAGCAUAUUUGUGUCAACAAUGGGAACUCAUACAUCUGCAAGUGUCGAGUGGGAUAUGUGUUGAACAUGGAUCAGAAAACAUGCUCACGUUCAGAUGCAUGUGCUCAGGGACAUGACUGCCAGCAUAUUUGUAUCAACAGUGGUGACUCAUACAACUGCAAGUGUCAAGUGGGAUAUGUGUUGAAUGCAGACCAGAAAACAUGCUCACAGGAAAUGAGAAGUGAAAUAACUCAAGAUGCCUGCAUGUGUGAAGCUCAGAUUGUGUUCCAGAAAAAAGUACAGUCAACCAUCCAGGAGCUGAGCAGAAAACUUGAUGAACUUUCAGACAAAGUGAACCUGAUUGAGGACCAGCAGCUGUAUUAAGAACAGCGAUGAAGAUGUCAGAAGACAUGUUCAGGACUAGCAGUGUAUCCAGUUUUUUUUGACCAGCCGAAGUCAUCUGUAACCCUCAAAAUCUCUUAAUGUUUCAGUAAAAAUGUCUAAGAUGAUCUGCAUGGUAUUGAUUUCUCGUGCUGUAUACUGUUAGCAUUACUGUUGCGUAUUAUAAGACUGCAUUUUGCUUUCACAACACUGUCUGUUAUUACGUCUUACAGUAAAGUCAGGUAUAACUGGUGUAAAUGUUUACAUAUACCUGUAUUUUUGCAAGAAAACCUACAUUUCCUCUUAACAGUGUAAGCCAUUGAGUUGAGACUCAAACUAUGUAGGAUAAUUAGGGAAGUUAUAGAACAGUUAGAAGUGCUAACUUCUAAAACAAUAUAUGAAAAAUUGUUCAACAUGUUAAAAGUUUACUUUUUUUGUGGAGAAAGAUCCUUGUUGUGUAUUCAUUGCUCCGAUCAGUGUUCUUGUGUUCUUGGUAGAACACAAAGCCUCCAUCCAUAACCAUAACACAACAACUAAUCUCUUAUACAACAAGAGCAUUGUUGUUACCCUUCUGAUUGCAGCACUAUUACGCAGAGAAAAUACCCAAAUAAAGCCUGAUCCAAUUGGCCCAUAGCAGUGUUAUACAGUGUUCACAGUGAAUUACUAUAAUCCUUCGCUUUGAUACCUGAAAUAUUUCAACAACUUUAUUGCACAACACUGAUUGGUAGUUAUUGUUUUGUUUGUAAUAGACAGCUAAGAUUGCUUUGGUGGGAGAGGAAAAAGAGUUUAGGGAGUUCAAGGGUGAUUGGACCGCUUCAGUACUUUGCACACUUGGCAAGUAUUGGACCAAGACUUUCUGGUAGCAGUCUGGUUUCAGUGCACUAAGUUUUGAAACCUUGAGAUUUUGAGCUAAGAUCCACUCAGUUUUUGUAACCAGUUUAAACAGUAUUUAACUGUACAGUAUUUUAUUCAUAUAAUACAUACAUGUAGCCUAUACUGUAUUUUCUACUUUGUCAUAGCCAUGGAACACAAGUGAAACAAAGUGAAAUGAUUUGUGGUGUAGGGGUCUUUGUGUAAACUGACAGCAUGACAUAUUUUGGUGCUUUUGUGAUAGAAAACAACUUGCCUGUAUAUUUUUAUUGGAAGUAUAGUUGCACAUGGAAAAUAAAUAUUCUGAAACAAUG